Molecule: messenger RNA, 1756 nt
Organism: Solanum dulcamara
Lineage: Eukaryota; Viridiplantae; Streptophyta; Magnoliopsida; Solanales; Solanaceae
Product: putative transferase At1g60990, chloroplastic
Exons: 12
Coding region: 24-1301 (425 amino acids)
Biological process (GO): glycine decarboxylation via glycine cleavage system
Cellular component (GO): mitochondrion
Molecular function (GO): aminomethyltransferase activity; protein binding
Source: RefSeq, a predicted model, not a curated record
AAGUGGGUGGUGUGAAAUACAAAAUGAUUCCGAGAGAGAUGACGUCUUGCUACUCUGCAAACUUGUUAUUUCCUUCUCUUCACUUUUCUUCUUCUUCAUCCAUUCUCGGCUAUGCUAAUCAUACUUCACUAGCUUACCGGCCCUACUUCAGUCGUGAUGCCUCGCAGGCGAAGAUUAAUCGGCGCCUUUCUUUUUCUUUUUCUUCUGCUUCGCUGCCGUUCGACCUUUCUCCUCCUCCCAUCGACCACGACCUCCUCGAUACUAUGACAGUUGCUGGGGCAAAGGUAUCAGAAGAUGGGGUAAUAGGAACAUUCGAUAAUGACGAGGAGGCAUUAGAUGCUGUUGAGAAUGGUGUCGUGGUUGUGGAUCUUUCACACUAUGGCAGGAUAAGAGUUAGUGGAGAAGACAGGCUUCAGUUUCUUCACAACCAAAGUACUGCUAAUUUUGAAAUUCUCCAUGAAGGGCAGGGAUGUGACACUGUUUUUGUGACGCCAACUGCUAGAACCAUCGAUAUUGCCCAUGCCUGGAUUAUGAAAACGGCAAUCACAUUGGUGGUCUCUCCAGUGACCAGGGAAAGAAUAACUGAUAUGCUUAAGAGGUACAUAUUCUUUGCAGACAAAGUUGAAAUUCAAGAUAUUACCGAGCAAACAUCCUUGUUAGUACUAGUAGGGCCUACAAGUAAUCAGAUAAUGGAAGCUCUGAGUCUUGCUGACAUAGUUGGACAACCAUAUGGAUCACAUAAGCAUUACAGUGUAAAUGGGAUGCCAAUAACUGUGGGAGUGGGAAAUAUCAUCUCUGAAGAAGGUUAUUCACUACUGAUGUCUCCAGCUGCUGCUGAGUCGGUCUGGAAAGCUCUUCUAGGUCAUGGUGCUAUCCCAAUGGGUUCUAAUGCGUGGGAAACUUUAAGGAUACUUCAAGGAAAACCAGCUCCUGGUAAAGAGCUCACAGAAGAGUUUAAUGUUCUGGAGGCUAAUCUGUGGAAUGCUGUUUCUCUGAAUAAAGGGUGCUAUAAGGGCCAAGAAACCAUUUCUAGGCUUGUAACUUAUGAUGGCAUCAAGCAAAGGCUAUGGGGAAUACGUGUAUCAUCCGCUGUGGAACCUGGUAGCACUAUCUCAGUCAAUGGGAAAAAGGUUGGCAAGGUGACGAGUUUCACAACUGGUAAACGAGCCUCUCAGCCCCUCGGACUUGGCUAUAUUAAGAGGAAAGCUGCUUCUGAGGGAGACCGUGUAAUUAUUGGUGAUGAUGUUGAGGGUACAGUGGUGGAAGUGCCUUUUCUCGCUCGUCAAAUCCCUCCAUCCUAGAGCUGAACAUAGACAGCAUGUAUCUUCUCUCUGUAUCAGCAAAUGUAGCAUAUGUGAUAUUACAACUUACCUUUGCCUCCAAAGAAGGCUUAUAUGUGGUAGCACAUCGACAUUGUGACAUCCACUAUCUCAUUUGAGUUCUUGUCCUGUUAAUGGCUCUACCAAAAGCUAGACGAUAGCUCCCUUGAAGACCCCUUACCAGAUCUUUUGAGCCGUUUAACAUUUUUGCUUCAUUGAAGUUGUCAUUAUAUCCAACUGAUGGCCCCUCCGUCCGCACUCCUGAAGAAAGGAAAUCAGGGAGCCAAGUGCUUUAACACCUAUGGAGGUGAGUAGAAAAAAGAUUCAUAUGUGUAAUAGAAGAAUAUUUGGAACACUCUUUCGGUAUUGUCAUGCAUUUACCAUUAACCUAUUGACUUUUUUUUAUUAUUGAGAAUUUAGUUAUCAACUUGACCUCA